UCAGAUAAGAAUUGAUCGCUGUCGUGAUCGGUUGACGGUUAUUUUGCAUCGAUUCUGUCACCAUUUUUAGUUGCAUUCUGAAAGUUGAAACGAAAAGAAAUAAAAACAUAAUAAUCACGUAGUAUUGUAGUUUGUUUUCCCAGUCAAACAUGAAAUACAUAAAGUUCUUAUUAAUAUUACUGUUUGCGGUGUGCAUACAAAAUAGUUUUUCGUCAAAGUUAGAAGAAAAAUUUCGCUGGAAAGAAGUGUCGUAUGCAUGGCCCUCCGAUUCAGCGAUGGACGAAGCGAUAAAAAGUGGACGAUAUCAACCUGAAAACAAUUUACCAUUGGGGCUCGAAGUUUGGAAAGACAAGCUGUUUAUCACAGUACCCAGAUGGAAGUCGGGCGUUGCGUCAUCAUUGAAUUAUAUUAACAUUGACAGUAAAGACUCGAGUCCGUUGUUAAUACCAUAUCCAUCGUGGACAGCAAAUUCAUUGGAAUCUGAUGGUUUUACCACCGAAACGACAGGCGGUCGAAUGAGUGCACCAAAGCCAACAAUUCUCGAUGGCCAAUUAACAGAUAAUUCAUCUAUUAUUUCAACAUUUCGUAUUCGCGUCGAUGAAUGUGAUCGAUUGUGGGUUAUGGAUACUGGAUUGGCUGAUAUUCUUGGCAGCAACCCAAAACAAAUUGCUCAACCAGCUUUGGUCAUUUUUGAUUUAAAUACGAAUAAACUAAUCAAACGAUACACAAUUCCACCAGAACAUAUCAAAGAUGAUACAUUCUUUGCGAACGUGAUUGUUGAUGUGCCAAAGAAUGGAUGCGAUAAUGCCUAUGCUUACAUCCCAGACCUCGGUGCUUAUGCAACUGUUGUCUACUCAUUCAAAUCAGAUAGAUCAUGGCGUGUUCGACAUAAUUUCUUCUAUUUCGAUCCCAUCAAUGGUGACUAUAAUGUUGGCGGCGUUAAUUUCCAAUGGAAAGACGGCAUUUUUGCAUUGGCCCUUGGCGAACAAACAGAUCAAGGAACUCGAACCGUUUAUUUCCAUGCAUUGUCAAGUACAAAGGAAUUUUCCGUUCCAAAUUACAUUUUACAAAAUGAAACUCGCGCUUUAAGUGCCGAAUCAUACUUUGAUUAUAGUUUGGUUGGCGAUCGUGGUUUAAAUGGACAAUCAACAUCCGAAUUUUUCGACGAAAAAACAAAAGUUUUGGUUUACACACAGGUUAACAAAGACGGCAUUGGAUGUUGGAACUCACAAAAACCAUAUACUCCAGACAAUCAAGGAAUUCUCGACAGUGAUUCGGAUGCGCUAGUUUUUCCAAAUGACUUGAAAAUCGAUCGUAAUGGAAAUGUAUGGGUUUUAUCGGAUCGUUUGCCGAUUUUCAUUUAUAAAAAAUUGAAUCCAAACGAAUACAACUAUCGCAUUUUAACCGGAAAAGUCGGAAAUUUGAUUUUAGGCACACCCUGUGAAUAAUACAACAAUACUCAAAAAGCUUUUAAUUUUGAAUGCAUCAAAUAUGCACAUUCUUUCUUUUGGCAUUUUGUCUUCCUAUUUCAUUC
Molecule: messenger RNA, 1534 nt
Organism: Contarinia nasturtii (swede midge)
Lineage: Eukaryota; Metazoa; Arthropoda; Insecta; Diptera; Cecidomyiidae
Product: protein yellow-like
Exons: 5
Coding region: 150-1448 (432 amino acids)
Cellular component (GO): extracellular region
Source: RefSeq, a predicted model, not a curated record